This is a messenger RNA of Trichomonas vaginalis G3, 1881 nucleotides long. RefSeq lists its product as uncharacterized. Bases 1 to 1881 code for a protein of 626 amino acids. NCBI's taxonomy places the organism in Eukaryota, Parabasalia, Trichomonadida, Trichomonadidae. The transcript has a single exon. The record is from RefSeq and is a predicted model, not a curated record.
AUGAGUCAAGCGGAUACAGCCCCGACAACAGAAUCAAAGAGAAUUUCCAUGUUAUUCCAAAAGGCUUUAGCCUCUAACUCAGUUCGUGAAAAAAAUUCAUUCCUGAAUGAACUUAAAAAAUUAAUGAAAAAGCAUGCAGCUGAUUAUUCUGCUGCAAUUGCCGAAGGUGAGAGACUCGAUGCUGCAAUUAUCGAUGUUAAAGCAAAUUUCAACAAAGUUAACGAACAAUACCAAGAACUCAAAAAUUCCGUUUCAUUUUUAACAGAACUCGAAUUUUAUCAAGCAGGACCUGAUGUUGCCUCAUUGAAAAACAUGAUCGAAUCCUUAGAAAGAGAUAUUUCUGCAAUUGGUCCACUUCCAGAUCGAGAUUCUCUUCAAUCUCUAAUAUCUUCAUCAACAUCGCAGCAACAGCUUUACUUAGACUUACUUGAUUUUCGUGAAAAUCGUCUCCGUCAGCUUGUUGAUGCACUUAAACAAAGAAUUCGAACAGCUGAACAACGCCUUGAAUGCGCUUCAGUUGUUAUCGACCAAUUCGGUUCUAUUUCGAAUCUUUUAGAUAAAGUACGCAUGCUUCAAGAAGAAAACGAGAAGCUAAAAGUCAGAAGAAUCAGAUUUUCAUCAGAAUCCCUUCUUAGACCACGUCGUCUUACAAAAUGCGAACCUGCAACACUCAGAGCAUUCCUUGUUGCACUACAAAACGAGCUUGCCGUUGUCCGCGGCGCUGUAGCUGAAGCUCAGAAGAAAUCCGAAGAUUCAAUCUCAAGAUUACCUGAUGAAACAGAGCUCCUUAACCAGCUCAUUGUCUGUCCUACCCUCAAAUUCAGUGAACCAUUACCUCCUCUCACACAAAAACCGUUGAAUACUGAUGAGCCAGCAACAAUGACCGCUUUAACAGAUCCAGAAGCGGCAGGAGCAGCAGCAGAUUCCAUAGAGAUGCAGCUCAUUCAAGCAGACAACCAGUACGCCGCUCUCAAAGAGAAAACUCAGCGUUUGAGAUCAGAAUUGACUCUCCGAAAGAAUGCAGAAAGAUUGGCCACGGAAACAGGCAAGCAAAGAAUAGAGAAACUCCAUUCUCUCAACGAGCGUUUGCUUACUGAAAUCCACGCUUUACAGGAACAAAGCGAAAGCGCCGAAUCCUCCAAACAGAUUCUCACAGAAAUGCUCGAACAAGUCACUGCAGAACGCGAUGAGAUGAAAGAGAAAUCUCAGAAACUCGCACAGCAUUACCAAGAGCUUUACGACGAGCAUCUCAGAAUGAGGGAAGAAUUCAGAAGGACAUGGAAAGCAGGCGCAGGAUUAUUCCGCUUGACAGAACUCUUUGGACGUGCAUAUUUGAACCAGAUUACAGAACAGAACGAAUACACGAACCAAGUUUGCGCAUUCACACCGAAAGAGACACCUUCAAAUGUCCCUGAUUUCACUGAGAAUCCACCACAAGUUCUCAUGAAAUUCAUCGACGACAUCCAUUACGAGUUACUCAGAAGAAAAGCAGCUGAACUUGUUCAGAAAGGACAAGGCGCGAAAGUCAAUGAUCUCAAGGAGAUUAUCUCUAAUUUGCCAAUAGAUAAUGGAUUCCAGAAGGUCGCUGAUUGCGUCCAGAACGCUCCCAAGGAAGUUUUGGAUCAUCUUUCUGAUAAGAAGAAAGUUGCAGCAAUCUUCGAAGAGAUGGUUAGCGGAAUCAAGACAGAAACGGCAAAUAGAAUCAAUGACUACGAGAACUACAUGAAGGACUCAUUAGCAAGAAUAAAGAGAGCUGCAGAACCAAUAUUGACACAGACAAAGAGAGCUAUGCCAACACAAACAUUCCAGGCAAGAAAGAAUCACAUCGAAACACAGUUCAACAAAGCGGAUCUGCCAAAAGGAAAAGGUGGAAGAAAAUGA